This is a messenger RNA of Oikopleura dioica, 1755 nucleotides long. Lineage: Eukaryota; Metazoa; Chordata; Appendicularia; Copelata; Oikopleuridae. The record is from the annotation of a GenBank genome assembly.
AUGAAAAUUUCCGGCUUUUUGCUUUCUAGCGUUUCUUUUGCUCAAAGAAUAAACCUCCGAAACUUGACGGACAGCAUCUCCCACUGGGACGACCUCAUCGACGAUACUCCAACCCAACACUGGUCAGACCGACCAACUCAAGGCAGUGAGAGCUCUGAAGAUCGCCCCAUCGACAACCUCCAGCUCGGAAAAACAGAAGAAAGCGAGGAGAGACUGAUCUUUCCCCUCUCAGAAGAAGAUCAAGAAAAACGAUAUCUUUCGGAUGUCGAGAAAAACACCUGUUUUGACUGCCGAGGAACAACCGCCAUUGACUGCCUUCAAUGGGGAAGAAAAGUCGACUGCUACGACCACGAGGUCUGCCAAGUAGUGGAACGAAGAAGAGGAGGAAAAUCAUACUUUAUCGAGGCAAAAUGCAAGCAAAAAUUCGCCGCAUGCCAAAUCAACCAGCAACAAAACAACAAGACCCACGGAAUCAAUGAGCUGACAGAGUGCCACAAUCAACAAUUUGACCUAAAUGGAGCAGAGAUCCCUUCAACUUGCCGGCAAUGUGCUUCGGAUGUUCGCACAAUGACACAAUUUAUCGCGGAAAUUUCUCGAUUUGACGAAUUUAACGACAAAUCAGAGAAUCCGAGCGAAAAUGAUAUUUACGAAAAUUUGGUGGAUAUUAUGUUCCAAAUGGACAGUGGAUUUGGCCAGUGUGUGUUUUUGUUGGACAAGGGAAACUUUAAUCUGUUUCUUAAUAAGUUGAAGAGAUAUGUGGUUAUUAACUCGAUGAAUUUUCUAAGAGACGAAAUUCCACUGAUAUCAAGCCUGGAAAAGGCCUCAAUCGAAGACUGGCGAGCUAUUUCAAAUGUGGUCAUUUUCUGCGCUGUUCAGCACUCCUCAUGCCAACAAUCGCUCAUCGAGAUCCUCCAAAAAAUGCCGGAAUCUCGCCAAAAAGAAAUCAUGGAAAAAAUGAACACGCUCCGAAAUCAACACUCGCUAAACGACGAACUAAGCGCGGAGAUUUACAAACAGACCCAAAGAGCUGAUCAAUGCGAGCUGGAAAAUGAGCAGCUGAGGGAAGAAAUAACGAGGUUGCGAUCAAAAGCGGAGAAUUUGAACAGAGAGAAGGCGUUUAUCGCGGAUUCUUGUGAGCAGACGGUUUUGGAGAUUCGCUCGAAAUUGGAGUCUGUGAGGGAAGAGCUGCUAAGGACGGAGCAUCAGUUUGAGGAAGAAAGAUUGAUAAGGGAGGAGCUGGAAAAAUCAGAAGAAUCGAUCCGACAAUCACUUUCUCAAAAAGAAGAAGACUUCCAAACAACCCUAUCUGAGCUUCAAAAGUCUCAUGUUCAGCGAGCCGAAUUUGAAGAGCUUCAAAAAGAAUACGACAACCUGCAAAAUGAGUUUGAAAUCAUCAACGUCAAUUAUGUCGACAAAAGUCUUGAAUACGACGAUUUACAAGAAGAAAUGAAGAAAUUAAAGAAAGAAUGCAGCUUCGCGAAAAAUCUCAAAAAAGAAAACAAAAAUUUAAAAAUCCAGCUCGAGGAACUCAUUUGGUCGCACGAAAACGAGCUCGCCGAGAAAGAACACUUCAUGGAAGAUCGAAUCAAAACACUAGAAAAUCUGCUCGAAGAAUCACAUGACGAAAACGAGCGACUUUCAGAAGAGCUUUUGGAUCUCCGCGAUUUCGAAAUUGAAAAGUCGCUUUCUGCAGAACUCGGGAAAAUCGACAAAAGCCCCGAUUUUGAAAGAGUCAUCGAGCCAGUUUCAGGUUAG